Messenger RNA from Salvelinus sp. IW2-2015, 1524 nucleotides. It is a transcript of the gene puraa, whose product is annotated as purine-rich element binding protein Aa. The record is from RefSeq and is a predicted model, not a curated record. Gene Ontology annotation, molecular function: DNA-binding transcription factor activity, RNA polymerase II-specific; RNA polymerase II transcription regulatory region sequence-specific DNA binding; purine-rich negative regulatory element binding. NCBI's taxonomy places the organism in Eukaryota, Metazoa, Chordata, Actinopteri, Salmoniformes, Salmonidae. Gene Ontology annotation, cellular component: nucleus. Gene Ontology annotation, biological process: regulation of transcription by RNA polymerase II.
UCCAUGCCACGACUCGCUGUUUCGUUCCAUCUUGUGAAGCGGCGAAUCACUGACAGUAGGCCUACAAGGAGUUAUUCACCUUUGUCUUUCUAGUGUCUGUCUGCGACGAGACUACACCGAGGCUUUUCAGGCGCUCUGCCUGUAAACUAAGCGGGAUCUCGCGAGAGUGGUGGCGUGGCUAGCUGGCUGUGUGGUUGCAGUAGACAGAGGGAGAAGGCAGGCAGGCAGCAUCAUGGCGGACAGAGACAGUGGAAGUGAGCAGGGAGGAGCAGCCACGGGCCCGGGCGUCGGUUCCAUGCACCCAGUGACAGGAGGGGCGGGCUCGGCUUCCGGGCUGCAACACGAGACGCAAGAGCUGGCGUCGAAACGGGUUGACAUUCAAAAUAAACGUUUCUAUCUGGACGUGAAGCAGAACGCAAAAGGCCGCUUCUUAAAGAUAGCUGAAGUCGGGGCCGGGGGAAACAAGAGCCGCCUCACUCUCUCCAUGUCAGUGGCAGUCGAGUUCCGUGACUACUUAGGGGACUUCAUCGAACAUUAUGCCCAAUUAGGUCCUAGCAAUCCGGACAUCGCACAGGAUGAGCCGAGGCGAGCACUUAAAAGCGAAUUCUUGGUCCGGGAAAAUCGGAAGUACUACAUGGAUCUGAAAGAGAACCAGAGAGGCCGGUUUCUGAGGAUUCGACAGACCGUGAACCGGGGGCCCGGUUUGGGAUCCACGCAAGGCCAGACAAUUGCUCUGCCUGCCCAGGGACUUAUUGAGUUUCGUGACGCUUUGGCAAAACUCAUUGACGACUACGGAGUAGAUGACGAACCUGCGGAGUUGCCAGAGGGGACCUCCUUGACAGUGGACAACAAACGCUUUUUCUUCGACGUGGGCUCCAAUAAAUACGGAGUGUUCAUGAGGGUAAGCGAGGUGAAGCCAACAUACCGCAACUCUAUCACCGUGCCCUUCAAAGUGUGGUCCAAAUUUGGAAAUACGUUCUGUAAAUACGCGGAGGAGAUGAAGAAGAUCCAGGAGAAACAGCGGGAGAAAAGGGCAUGUGAAAUGCAGCAACAAGAGGAGAUGCAUGCUGAUGAUGCAGACGAGGAUUGAUAUAUAGAGCAAAAACAUGCAAGAAAAUAAUCAAAAUAACAAAAAGAGAAAUUAUAAUAACUUUACUGUAAAAAGAAAGAAAUCUAAAGAUUUAACUGUAACUGUUUAACUCCAAGGGAGCACCACCCACAAAAAAUAAACCUCCACAAACUGACAGUUAUGACAUGUUGUCACCCAUCGCUGGAUGUUACCCACUUACCCACCAUUAAUACAGUAAGCGGCUGCUAAACAAAGUAAUAACAUUAUAUAUGAACCGUGUUUCCUACUUGAUGACAGAUGAUAAAGAACUGAGUGUUUAUUUCUCUUAUUAACCAAUAACUUUUGUACACGUUAAAGAUAUUAUUAGUGUUUGCAAUGUUCAAAUGGAAUUAUUGCCGAGUUAUGAGAAACAAGUCCUUUUCAUUUGACUUCAGCACAAAUCAGAUAUUUUAGUU